GAGUAAAUUUUUAAAAAAACAUAAGUAAAUAUUUUUAUGGCUUAAUAUGGAAUUUUUUGAAAUUGACCGGUUAUAUUUUAUUAUCGCUUUAUUAGGAUAAUUUUUAUAAAUUUACAGUUUACAAAUGUUAAUAUCUGCAUAUAUGUGAUCUAUUUUAGCGUACAUAAAUACUUAUUACUAAAUGUAUAUUUACACAAACUUACUGGUAUCGCAUAUAGUACGUAACAUUUAUUUUUAGUUAGCAGUACGCUUUUACACUGUCGUCUGAUCAAUAUUUAUAUUGAUAAAGAACAAUUUCAAGGUUGAAACGUGAUUCAUAUCCACAACUUGCCUGAUAAUUUGCACCAUGUUCCAAUCAUCAAUUGUAAUACACAGUUGUUUACUAGUUGUUGCCACUUGCUUUAUAAAUGACAUGUUUUUAAAUUCUAAUUAACCAACUAAUUAGAGCAUGAUGAUUUUGCUAACAACAGUAUUACUAAUUACCCUCUCUUCAGUCGCUGUCCACACUAAGUAUGCUGAUGAGGAUCGGUUACGACGACUUACUGCAGCUUAACUUUCCUAACCAAAACACAAGAAACAGAACUCGCCUGAUUAACUACAUUUAUUUUAUAACUCAAAACUCGCUUGAUAGUAUACAUCAAUUAACAAGACUAAAACGUAGCAUAAAUAAUAAUAAAUCACAAUUUCAAACUGAAUUGGUCAUUUGCAGUACAAAUUGAGUUACAGAUCCAUAAUUAAGUGACUGUGAUCUAUGAAUAAUAAAAUAUAUAUCAAGUCAAAGCUAACAAAUAAAAUCAUUUAGAAAUACCACAUGCAAAAUGUUCGAUGAACCCAUGAUAAAGAACAAUGAUACAACAAUAGACUCGAAAUUACAAACUUUUCACUUAUAGGUCUUUAUUUAACAAUACACCUACUAAUUAAUGAUAUUAUCGGUUUGUUUUCCGUAUUUUUGUAUAUUGCUGUGUAGUGAAAUUUCAUUUUAAAUUUCCAAUGCACAUUGUAAUCUCUAGUCGACGAUUAUUUUAAUUUGGAGUAAAGCGCUGCAAUGUUUGAAAUGUGUGAAGCAAUUAGUGGGAUUAGAUUAAAAUAAAAUCUACUUGUCUUUUACUCCGGAUAGAAUUCAUUCUCCGAAAUAUCUUGCAGUAUAUUUUAUCAAAUACAUGUUCGUGUAACUUACAUUCGCCAAAGAAACUGGAAUAUAUAUAUAUAUAUAGUGAUAUAUCAAGUCUGGUAUUUAGUCUUUUUUUUCUCGUGAUUCUUUUUUAUAGCACCUAUGUCUGACCUACAAGCAGAAGUUUCGAAAAAUUUAAUUGACUCUCCGUCACCUCUUAGCCUAAAGAUUAAUCAUUGGUUUGCAGUUUCAGCAUGGAAAUGGUGUACUAACGAUGAUGACUGUGGUAUUUGUCGGAACGCUUUUGAAACAUGUUGUGCAGAUUGUAAACUCCCAGGUGACGACUGUCCUCUUGUUUGGGGUCAAUGUAAUCAUUGUUUUCAUAUGCAUUGCAUUAUAAAAUGGUUAAAUAGUCAGCAAAUGGCUCAACAUUGUCCUUUAUGUAGACAAGAUUGGCGGUUCCGAGAAUAA
Schistosoma mattheei is the source of this 1582-nucleotide messenger RNA. The record is from the annotation of a GenBank genome assembly. NCBI's taxonomy places the organism in Eukaryota, Metazoa, Platyhelminthes, Trematoda, Strigeidida, Schistosomatidae.